This is a messenger RNA of Symphalangus syndactylus (siamang), 1252 nucleotides long. It is a transcript of the gene CIMIP7, whose product is annotated as ciliary microtubule inner protein 7. The record is from RefSeq and is a predicted model, not a curated record. NCBI's taxonomy places the organism in Eukaryota, Metazoa, Chordata, Mammalia, Primates, Hylobatidae.
AAGGGUCAGGUUAUUCUCAUAGAGAAGAACUAGGGCAGCAAGGACAAAGAGGCAACAGGUCAUGUGCUGCCUCAACAAACAGCAGCAGCAUUAUGCAGUCACAACCUUCCCUUGUCACUAAGCAACAAAAAAUUGACCUCCAGAGAUUCUCUUUCCUGAAGACAUCCUCCAAAAGACAAGAGGAAAGUUUGCCUUUUCUGCUCCCUUCUUGGAAAGAUGCAAAGUGCUUUAGUAGGCUCCUGGCACAACAAUGGCUUCUAUGGGCACUACAGAAGCCAAUUCAAGAGUGAAAGUGCUAGAGAAUACCGCCUUGCAGCCAAGCCCCAGCCUCCAGCAGUGUUCCUGCAGCGAUGUCAGGAGCCGGCGCAGCAACACUUCUUCUCCAAGCACGACAACCGUACUUCCUUUGACAAAGAGGGUCCCUACUGCCUGCUGCAGGGAAUCGGAAGGCGGAAGGACCUGGAGCGGCUGUGGCAGCGGCACACCUUCCUGCGCUGGGCACCCUGUGAGAUAGAGUUGCGCCAGGAGGGGCCCCUGGAAUCUUCUUACCAGGCUGAUUUCCGACCAGGCUCAGGACUCAGUGGCCUCCCCCAGCGCCUCGUCCACUUUGUGCAGGUCCAGCCUUCCCAUACCAGGACCACCUACCAGCAGAACUUCUGCUACCCAUCCCAGGGUGGCCACUGUGGCAGCUACAAGGUAGGGUCCCAGGCGCCGGUCACUGACAUACUGCCUGACCUCCCAGGGAUCCCAAGACCCAAGCUGCUGCAGCACUAUCUUCAUGCUGGGGUCUCUGAGUGUCUAAACGGUCCAGAGCAUUAAACAAGGACAGCUGACACAGCACAUUGUCUGUGUUUGCAGCCCACAAUGGGAUGCAGCCCAAGAGGCUGAAAGGUAGUAGUGGGCUGCCAGGUCUUGUGCCUGUCUCCCAUGGCACUUGUGCCCAUGGUGUGUUUGUGUGCUGGGCGUGAGAGGUGCUGCUCUGGGAUCCCUGCCACUAAGUGAGAAAGGGUAAGGCCUGCAGGAGGCUAAGAGUCCAGGAGGAUUGCCAUAGCCACAGCAGGUGGGUUCCAGGGCCCCAAGUACUACUCUGUUCUUGCAGUAAACCCAGCUGUAGAGAGGAAGAUUAGAGGGCAGUCCCCAGCCUAAGUUGAAGUCAGGACAGAGCAGGUGGUAGGGUAGAGGGGGUGACACUGAGGGAGGGUCCUUAUGAAGGCAGUGGAGUGACUAUCUUCCCCAGAACCUUUCUCCUCUG